AUGUCUGAGCAGCAGAAGAAACUGGCGAAAAGCAAACACCGGACAUACUUCGAUUCCGGAGACUUCGCUCUCAAGUCGGCCCACAAGUCAUCGGAAAUAUCCCAGCAAAGCAUUGGCACUAAGCACCCACAAAGGUCCAAUAUAUCUCAUCCGUUCUGUGCCGUUCCUAGUUCCAGUAAUGUCUGCGAGGACGCGAAUGACCCAAUCCAGGCCCCGAAAGAGACGUGCCACAGUCAUCUCCAAGAUAAAGGCGAGCCAGUUCGCCAGGAAGAUGAGGCCUGA
This is a messenger RNA of Penicillium antarcticum, 282 nucleotides long. RefSeq lists its product as uncharacterized. Lineage: Eukaryota; Fungi; Ascomycota; Eurotiomycetes; Eurotiales; Aspergillaceae. Bases 1 to 282 code for a protein of 93 amino acids. The record is from RefSeq and is a predicted model, not a curated record. The transcript has 2 exons.